This is a messenger RNA of Gracilinanus agilis (Agile Gracile Mouse Opossum), 1848 nucleotides long. RefSeq names its product matrix metallopeptidase 24 (gene MMP24). Gene Ontology annotation, biological process: proteolysis; extracellular matrix organization; collagen catabolic process. Gene Ontology annotation, cellular component: extracellular matrix. The transcript is spliced from 9 exons. Bases 1 to 1848 code for a protein of 615 amino acids. Lineage: Eukaryota; Metazoa; Chordata; Mammalia; Didelphimorphia; Didelphidae. The record is from RefSeq and is a predicted model, not a curated record. Gene Ontology annotation, molecular function: metalloendopeptidase activity; zinc ion binding.
AUGGGAAUCAUCUUCACCAUAAACUCAACAGGCUGUCAUCUGCGCUGCAACCUCAUGCAGCAUGACCUUUCUGUCUAUUUGUCUCUCUUCUUCCCACCCUGUCUCUUCUACUUUCUUGAUCUAUCUCCUUCAUCUCCAUCUGUCUCUCCUUUUUUACAGAGCUGGUUAAAGUCUUACGGCUAUCUGCUUCCCUAUGAUGCCCGGGUACCCACGAUGCCCUCAGGGAAGGUCUUGCAGUCAGCGGUCACCACUAUGCAGCAGUUUUAUGGGAUUCCUGUCACAGGAGUGUUGGAUCAGACAACAAUCGAGUGGAUGAAGAAGCCUCGCUGCGGUGUCCCUGAUCACCCCCACCUGAGCCGCCGGCGCAGGAAUAAGCGCUAUGCGCUGACGGGGCAGAAGUGGAGGCAAAAACACAUCACGUACAGCAUUCACAACUACACUCCCAAAGUAGGCGAGCUGGACACACGGAAAGCUAUCCGCCAGGCCUUUGAUGUGUGGCAGAAGGUCACCCCACUGACGUUUGAGGAGGUUCCCUACCAUGAGAUUAAAAGUGACCGCAAGGAAGCAGACAUCAUGAUUUUCUUUGCCUCUGGUUUCCACGGCGACAGCUCCCCCUUUGAUGGUGAAGGGGGUUUCCUAGCCCAUGCCUACUUCCCUGGCCCUGGGAUUGGUGGAGACACUCACUUUGACUCUGAUGAGCCAUGGACACUGGGGAACGCCAACCAUGAUGGGAAUGAUCUCUUCCUGGUGGCUGUGCAUGAGCUGGGCCAUGCAUUGGGACUGGAGCAUUCUAAUGACCCCAGUGCCAUCAUGGCCCCCUUCUACCAGUAUAUGGAGACACACAGCUUCAAGCUGCCCCAAGAUGACCUGCAAGGAAUCCAGAAGAUCUACGGACCUCCUGCUGAACCCCUGGAGCCCACCCGACCCCUCCCCACACUCCCUGCCCGCAGGAUCCACUCCCCAGAGAGGAAGCAUGAGCGACAGCCCAGGCCCCCAAGGCCACCGCUGGGAGACCGGCCAUCCACCCCGGGUACAAAGCCCAACAUCUGUGAUGGCAACUUCAACACAGUGGCUCUCUUCCGAGGCGAGAUGUUUGUGUUCAAGGACCGCUGGUUUUGGCGUCUGCGGAACAAUCGGGUUCAAGAGGGCUAUCCCAUGCAGAUCGAGCAGUUCUGGAAGGGAUUACCAGCUCGCAUUGAUGCUGCCUAUGAGAGGUCUGAUGGGCGAUUUGUCUUCUUCAAAGGUGACAAAUACUGGGUCUUCAAGGAAGUGACCGUGGAGCCUGGAUACCCUCACAGCCUGGGGGAGCUGGGAACCUGCCUGCCCCGGGAGGGUAUAGACACAGCCCUGCGCUGGGAGCCAGUGGGCAAGACCUACUUCUUCAAAGGGGAAUGGUACUGGCGCUACAAUGAGGAGAGACGGGCGACUGAUCCUGGAUACCCCAAACCUAUCACUGUGUGGAAGGGCAUCCCCCAAUCCCCCCAGGGGGCCUUCAUCAGCAAAGAAGGCUAUUACACCUAUUUCUACAAGGGCCGGGACUACUGGAAGUUUGAUAACCAGAAGCUGAGUGUGGAACCCGGUUACCCCCGAUCCAUCCUAAGAGACUGGAUGGGCUGUAACCAGAAGGAGGUGGAGAGGAGGAAGGAGCGGCGACGGCCCCAGGAUGACGUGGACAUCAUGGUCACCAUCGAUGAUGUGCCUGGUACAGUGAAUGCCGUGGCCGUCAUCAUCCCCUGUACCUUAUCCCUUUGCAUCCUUGUCCUUGUCUACACCAUCUUCCAAUUUAAGAACAAGGGGGCACAGCAGCAGGUUACCUACUACAAACGGCCUGUCCAGGAGUGGGUAUGA